AUGGAGGUCUUCACGUUGAUGGCAUUGCAAUUCUGCGAUGGCGAGGAUCUCAUGUCGCUGUAUUGGUCGACCUUCACCAUGAUCCAGGUUGGAUCCCUCAUCGCAGUGUGCGGAGUUAUCUUGGCUCUCGUUCACCAACUGAGGCAGCGAAAGCACCCGCCCUGGGCUCUUGCUCUCGGCACGCCCGUCCUGGUCAUCGCGGGGUUGUUCCACUACUUCCAUACGUGCAUGGUACGAAGAGUGAAAAAGGCGUCGUCGUCGAGGAAGAGGAAGCACAGCGACGCCGGAACGCUGCCAAUGAGCCAAGUCCGAGUCUUCUGA
This is a messenger RNA of Colletotrichum spaethianum, 321 nucleotides long. RefSeq lists its product as uncharacterized. Lineage: Eukaryota; Fungi; Ascomycota; Sordariomycetes; Glomerellales; Glomerellaceae. The record is from RefSeq and is a predicted model, not a curated record. Bases 1 to 321 code for a protein of 106 amino acids. The transcript is spliced from 3 exons.